UAGCAACAAACGAACUUUACGGGGAAUAGGUUAGAUCCGGCAGAAACCCGGUGACAAAUGUAAACUGAACAGUCACGUGACCAGGAAGUGUCGCAACUCGCUGCGUUAAAUGUCACCGGUCUCGAAACAGCAUGUCGUUUGUGAACGGAAUCCCUCUUUUAUUGUGCCUCGGUAUCUCUAGUUUGCUGAUCUAUUUGUGGACCGAGCUAGUCUGAGGAUAAGGUGUGCGCACUUAUCCAAUCGGGCUGACUAACUGGUUCCAAGAUGCAGACGACACAAAACACUCUCAGAAACCCGUCCUUAGUCAACGUUAUAAGACUGUUCCUUCUGGUCCUGGUUGUACUGUCCGUGUAUUACUAUGACGUCAUUCAGUUGGGCGUCAAUUGUGUUUGGAAUUAUUUACUCACUUUAUGGUUUUUCAAUUCUGUAUACUUCGAAACAUGGUUAACGAUGGGAUGCUAUCUAUUGUUAAACCUAUAUCCUUAUUCUGUAGACUGUUUACGCACUCUGGACAAGUACAAAAUUGAAAAAAGUGUGCAGUACCGUACUCAGACGGUUAUAGGAAUGAUUCAAGAAGCGAUAGCCUACGCAGUGCCUUUCAUGUUCUUAGACACUUUCAUGGUGAAGAAAUAUUGUGGAGUGGAAGCCUCGAUUUGGGAUAGAAAACGGGAGUCCACCAUCCAGUACACUCGUGCACUUCCGGUCGACGCGCCGACAUUUGCGCAGCUGAUGUUCCAGCUAAUGGCGAGUUUGAUCCUGUACGACGUUUUCUUCUUCUUCAUCCACUACACUCUCCAUCGCAGUCCCUGGCUUUACAAGACGGUCCACAAGUGGCACCACAGCCACGACGUGCUGGAGUGUCACGUCACCAACCAGUUGUCGCACGUGGAGCGGAUCACGCUGGUUCUGUCGGCCAACACGGCCCUGAAGGUCUUCAACAGCCAUCCGCUGACCCGGACAGUGUUUGUCCCCGUCUUUCAGUUGCUCCUCAUCGAAAACCACAUCGGGUACGACUUUCCCUGGAGUCUGUCCCACGUCGUGCCGUUCCGAUUGAUGGGCGGCGCGAGAAAACACUAUGCGCACCACAUGCAGGGCGGAAAACACUACCAACCACUGUUCAGUUACCUGGAUCACUUUCUGGAGAGAAUCCAGUCGACAAACGUGAAGUUUAGCUCGCCGAAUAGAAAAUUCCAUCGACUAUCCAAGGCACACUCCAGUUGAACGUAACUGAGUUAAUCACUGCCUUGGAGCGAUAUUUUGAUUUUAUUCCUUUCUUGUUAGCUCCACUACAGAUAUUUAGCAUUACACCUACCUCUCUCCCUCUCUCUAUAUAUAUUUGUUUAAGAGUCUCACCCCACUCUUUCAAUGCAAUUUUAUGGCAUGUCAAAUUUGCAGUUUUUAAACCGUAAGUGACUGUGGUAAGGAUAUAAUUAGAAGAUAGUCCCACACACAUUACCAUCAACCUCAUAGCAAUGGUUAUAGCACUGUAUAUAAAUUGCAUUAAAAAUUUAGGAAUGAAAAGAAAUGUUUGAUUAAAGAUACCUCAACACAUUUUUAAAAAGAUUUUAAAUAACUAAUCUCAAAGUCAAAUAAUGAUCCACUACCAAAAUCAAACGCCCCAAGACACAAUCUCGAUUACCACUGCCUUGGACAGACACCGGAUAUAGCUACUGUUGGAGCGACACAUCUUGCUACAUAUGUUGGUACCUCAACUGAAGUACCACGUAUAACAUAUAGUUUAAUAUAUAACAAAGCUCUAACUGAAGGGCAUAUAUAAAUAUUAUGUAUUUUCUGUUAUUAAUACAUCAUUUAAAUAC
Gigantopelta aegis is the source of this 1817-nucleotide messenger RNA. Its product is annotated as cholesterol 25-hydroxylase-like. Gene Ontology annotation, molecular function: iron ion binding; C-4 methylsterol oxidase activity. NCBI's taxonomy places the organism in Eukaryota, Metazoa, Mollusca, Gastropoda, Neomphalida, Peltospiridae. Bases 265 to 1221 code for a protein of 318 amino acids. Gene Ontology annotation, biological process: sterol biosynthetic process. The transcript has 2 exons. The record is from RefSeq and is a predicted model, not a curated record.